Leguminivora glycinivorella is the source of this 901-nucleotide messenger RNA. RefSeq lists its product as uncharacterized. Bases 118 to 897 code for a protein of 259 amino acids. The record is from RefSeq and is a predicted model, not a curated record. The transcript has 11 exons. NCBI's taxonomy places the organism in Eukaryota, Metazoa, Arthropoda, Insecta, Lepidoptera, Tortricidae.
CGUUCGAUCACCGCGUAGCGUCAAAGAUUGUCAUUUCUUCAAGGCCCUCAAAUACAACCGACGCGACGCUGGAAAUAUCAGAUCUGCUAGUCAAAGUAGAAGUACUGUACAGGCACAAUGCGGGUCUUACUACUGAUAUAUCUGCUGGAUCCUCUUGUAGUCCUAGGUCGGAGCCGCGGAGAUGAGGAGAGUUCAGGAACUAAUAUAAAAAUGCGACAUUUUAAUAUCAGUAAUCAAGACAACGGAGUUUUACGACGUCAAAACCCUAAUCUUCCAGAUUUGCCCCCAACGCUGACGGCGAGCGAACGUGAGUUUGUGUCGCGGCUUUUACAGAAUAAGACCGCUCUGGAUGAAUUCACAUCUUCGAUAGCGGAUGAAAUUUUGCAUCCUAAAGAGAAAGCCAAGGCCGAUCCUGCAAAAAGCGCACUAAAUUCACUUUUAGCGUCUAUUGGCGGCUUCCGCGCUGAACCUGACCCCUCAUUAAACGCUACGGAUCCUAUAUCAUUAAACGCUACACAUCCUACAUCAUUAAACGCUACACAACCUAUAACAUUAAACGCUACCGUAUCUAUAUCAUUAAACACUACAGACUCUAUAUCAUCAAACGAACCGGAGCCUGUAUCAGUAAACGAACCGGAGCCUGAGUCAGUAAACGCUACGAAGCCUGAAUUAAACUCUACACACCCUAUAUCGUUAGAAGUUGUUCCUCCCCAUCUUAUCCAACUGUUUGGCCCUCUAGCUAAAAAAGCAGUAGAAGACGCCGCAGCACAUCAUGGCAUCAAGGAGGACGUCCAUAAAUGGGUCGCGGACAACCCCUCUAUCCAGGAGGCUAUGAACGCAGCGUUAGCCAGCAUCCUAAAAGAGACAUUAGGUGUCGAAACCGUUUCGGUGAAAUAAUAAA